GUAAAUACAUAUAUAUAUUUAAGUAUUUAUAUUAUAUAUAUCGUUGUCUGAGCACCCAUAAGACAAGCCUUCUUGAGCUUGCUGUGGGACUUAGUCAAUUUGUGUAAUAAUGUCCUAUAAUAAAAAAAAUAUAGACAUAAUUGUAUGUAAUUUGUUAAGGUUUACCCGUGCGUAGCCGGGGCGAAUCGCUAGUAUAAUUAUAAAUUAAUAAUUAUCACUUUAUGAUAUCAUUUUGUUGUUUCAGAAUAAAAAUCGAAAAAUCCACACCGGGAGAAAUAAUGAGAUGAGGCGUUGGGCGAGGCGGCGUGGCUGAGCGCGAUGGAAGGCAGCUAUCUCGUUCUCGCCGCGCUGCUCAUCGCGGCGCGCGCGCAGAAUACCAGAAAUGACGGUCCGCGGUUUCUGUCACGCGGGCACUCCUUCCGGACGGUGGUGGGAGACACGUUACUGCUACCCUGCCAAGUGCAAAACCUAGGUUCCUUGGUGCUCCUCUGGCGGCGAGGGCCAGCUGUCCUCACAGCAGCGAGCCUCAUGGUCACCCGAGACGAGCGGUUCAGGCUCGUCGAUGGCUAUAAUCUGCAGAUCACUGAUGUGGGACCCCAGGACGCAGGCGACUACGUGUGCCAGAUCUCGGACCGCGUGGCGCGCGACCAAGUGCACACGGUGGAGGUCCUGGUGCCGCCAAGCGUGCGGCCGGCGCCCGAGUCGCGUCACGCUGCGGCGCGGCGCGGGGGCGCGGCCGUGCUGGAGUGCCGCGCGGCCGGGAAUCCCGUGCCUAGCGUCACAUGGCAUAAGCUGCCCCACACCGCGCAGAACGCGACAGCGCGACUCGGGGAGGGCCCACAACUUCAGCUGGCGCGCCUGGAGCGCCGGCACUCGGGACGAUACGCCUGCACUGUUGACAACGGAGUCGGCCCGCCGAUCGUCACGGAGUUCCAGCUACAAGUCCUAUAUCCUCCAGAGAUCACAGUGGAGCGAUCCUGGGUGCACACAGGAGAAGGGUUCCGAGCGGAGCUGCUAUGCACCGUGCUAGCCGACCCUCCGGCAGAGGUAUCCUGGUACCAGAACUCUUUUCCGCUGAGCGCGUCGGAGCGAGUGACGAUGGCGGUCCGCGGGAACAACCACACGCUGCUCAUCGCCAACGUGCAACCAGAGGACUUCGGCAACUACAGUUGCGUGGCCGACAACAGCCUGGGCCGCGCGCGGCAGCACGUGGAGGUGUCGGGGCGGCCGGGGCCCGCGCGCUUCACGUCCCCGCCGCUGGCGCGCGCGCCGCGCGUCUACACGCUCUCCUUUAGCGUGGACAGCUACCCGCCGCUGGACGAGCUGCGGCUGCUGUACCGGCAGCUGGCGAUAAACGAGUCGUUCCAGCAGCCGGGCCGCUGGCACGACGUGGUGCUGGCCGCGCCGGCGCCGGCCGGCUCGCUGACGCACCGCGUGUCGCACGAGCUCAAGGCGCUGCAGCCCGCUGCCGUCUACGAGGCCAUCGUGCAGGCCAAGAACAGAUACGGGUGGAACGAGGUUAGCGAUAUAUUCCAAUUCCACACACUGGGAGGCCCUCACACGGCGCACGCAGACGAACUGACGCCCAUGUACUCGUCAGCUCCCAUCCGCAUCUUCAGCAAACACAUGGCAUGGUUCCUAACCUUCUUCUACACGCUGCGCGCUUGAUCUGUCUUGCGAUUAGCUAACGUCAGCCAACCAACGUCGAGCGUUGACCGUUCGAUUUUUGAAUUUUGUAACCGUUAUUCGGGGUUAGUGAUAGUUUUUUUUGGUUUUUAAGGCAAUUGUCUAGGCAAGUGAAGUUUACGUAUAAAACUAACAAAACUAUUAUUUGUAAUAUAAAUAAAAUGCCUUAAGCAAUUUGUCAAGGACAAAAUUCUUAAAAUAAUGUGUGUCCUUUUUUUAUUCCCAUUACGGGACAUCAAUAUAAUAAAAAAGAUUUUAUGGUAAAACUGCGAGCAACACCGGCUUCCGACGCGUCGGAAGGGAGGAGCCCAAGCGAUAUCUUAGGGCUCCUCUACACGAUGG
Messenger RNA from Cydia pomonella (codling moth), 2028 nucleotides. Its product is annotated as limbic system-associated membrane protein-like. Gene Ontology annotation, molecular function: axon guidance receptor activity; protein binding. The transcript has 11 exons. Gene Ontology annotation, biological process: synapse organization; homophilic cell-cell adhesion. The record is from RefSeq and is a predicted model, not a curated record. Gene Ontology annotation, cellular component: neuronal cell body; plasma membrane; axon. NCBI's taxonomy places the organism in Eukaryota, Metazoa, Arthropoda, Insecta, Lepidoptera, Tortricidae. The coding region runs from base 319 to 1668 and encodes 449 amino acids.